AUGAGGAAGCUCAGCCGGGCUCUUCUGACGAAAAGCCAAGAAAUCCGAACUCGCCAUUCAUCCUUUGGUCCCGACGCGUCACCGAAAAUGCAACUCAUGGCACAUGUUCUCUAUUUGUUUUCUUUUCAAUUGGCUGUAGAGUUUCAGGUAUUAUUUCAAACGCCAGUGAUGUUUACAAAACUUCGGGGGACGAGACCUAGACAGGAGAAGUGUUUGAUGGCGAUAUCACUGCCGGUGACGGCGUUAACCAGUUACACGUUUCUGUGGGCAGAUUUGUACACUCGCAAAACGGCCACACAUUCUCGUUACACCGACAAGGACGCUUGGAACGCAACGCUUCUGGGGAGUCGGCAUGACGAAAAGGUUACUGACUCUAGUAGCUUACUGGCAUGCGGCAGUCCUUUUGAUUUCCAUGAAUACAGAGGCGAAUUCUCUGGCUUGAUGGCAAGAUCGAAUAGUUUGCCUGCAUUGGCUACGCGAGGACAAGCUAGCGUGACUCGGCAGUUGAGGAACUUGCAGCGCAGAACUUGCAAGCGUUCUUCAGCGUCGCGACGUUCAGCAGUUAACGGCGAUCCCUCCUGCAUGCUACAUCUCUUGAUGUGUCACGAGCUCUGUCAUUGA
Messenger RNA from Toxoplasma gondii ME49, 621 nucleotides. RefSeq lists its product as hypothetical. The record is from RefSeq and is a predicted model, not a curated record. The coding region runs from base 1 to 621 and encodes 206 amino acids. Lineage: Eukaryota; Apicomplexa; Conoidasida; Eucoccidiorida; Sarcocystidae. The transcript has 2 exons.